AAUACUCGUGAACUCGCAGCAGACGAAGACGACUACAAUCGGAAUAUCGACGCUAACGCGCGCUGUGCCAACGCAUUUGCAAAGUGUUAAAAAUUCUGAUAUACGGAUUUUUUCGAUAAGCCUGAAAGUAUACUAGGAAUUUAGGAAAAGUGUAAACUGCAGUUUUUGAAGUGCGAACUACACUGUGGCAGUGCGGAAAUACACAAAACUAAAAGUUUUAACAAGUAUUACCUGCGCAAGCCGAACACCUACGCGUAAUACGCAAAAAUAAUUAGACAGUGAAAUACCAAAUACCAAACACCAACACAAUUGGAGAGUACAGCACACAUAAUAUUAUAAAAUUCAAAACAAAAAGUAAAAGUAUUUUAAGUAAUAAGAGAGUAUAAGGGUAAAAUUUGAAAGAAUUUUUUGUUUGAAAAAUAUCAUCAACUUGGCUUACUCACAAAGUCAUUGAAAGAGUUGGCGAGGAGUAAGCGACGAAAGCGGCCUAUAGUAAAAAGUGUGAUUCAUACAAUCCUUGCUACCUGCAGGCAUCGCGUAACCGCAAGUGUCCGCGGCAAAACCCACCCUCACCAAUAACAACAAAACCAAUAACAAACAUCCUUACCACCACCAAGUACAAAGCAUAGAUUUCGAAAGAACACGCUAGAGCGUAUGAUACUCGUCUGGGAACACCAGCUCAACAACACACCGUAGAUAAAUACGACAUCGACGACGACGAGGACGACGACUUCGGGAAUCGCGAAGACAAUUCUCUUCGAUUCAGCGAAUAAUAAUUACAGCUGCUUGUUUAUUCGUGUGAGCCAUAUUGGAAAAAUCGAUUACGUUUGUCGAAGUUUUCAAACGCAACGCGUAUUAACACAAUCAAGCUCAGAUAAAACAAUUAAACAGUUAUUUGUGAUUAUCAAAAGAAAUUGCCUAAACGUUUGAUGCGUAGAUGUAGAUGUGCUUGGGAUUUCUCAUAGAUUUCGAUAAAAAUUUCCAAUUCGCGUUAUUCAACAACGUCAACAAGCUCGUGGUGAACACUCAGCACGACAACAACAAAUACAACUAAGCAUCGACGCAUUAACAGAUUUGUUGCAAUCAAGAUGGGCGACGAGUACAGCCCAGAUGUCAGCUCCAUGGAGACAAUAAUUCCAGCGAUUUUGGGUUUUGCUGCCGCUGCAGCACUCUCAGCUGUGGUAUACAUUUGCGCAAAGCGAAUACGUGCACGCAACCGUAAGCAGAAUCAGCAUGACGCAUCAUUUCCCUUUCAGCCAACACGGCGCCCAACUGCUGUGCGCUCGCCAAGCGGCCAACCACCACACUAUCUGAAAAAAUCUCCCUCACCGACUGGCACCAAACAAUUGGGCAUUUUGCAACCAAUGCAAGAUCAGACCACCUCCCCGAUUGCACCACCGACUAUGAAAUAUGUGGAGGAAGAUGAGAUACAACCAACCCGACACAGUCGCCAGCUAAUGAACGGCGAACAGAAGCAUUCCCCUACCAUUGAGACACACGCCACCGUCGUUGGUCAGACCACGGGCGAUAAUGGCAACAAUAAUGGACACAAUCACUAUCAUCAUCAUCAUUUGAGUGCCAUGGAAGACACAGCCAAAGAAUUGACUAUCGAUCAGUAUGGAAAAUUGGGCACGAUUUACUUUAAGCUACGCUAUUUGGCCGAACGCAAUGCCCUGAUGGUGUCGAUUAUACGUUGCCGCGGUUUACCCUGUAAGAGUGGUGGUGGCGGUUCCGGUACCGGCAAUGGCGCUAGUGCUGAUGGUGGCAGUAACAGCAAUGGCAACAAAAACGGUUCCAACAGUUCUAAUGACUUACCGACAGGCUUGAAUGGACGUACUCAAACUGCCACCGAUCCGUAUGUAAAACUUCAACUUUUGCCCGACAAACAACAUAAGGUGAAGACUCGCGUUGUACGCAAUACACGCAAUCCAGUAUACGAUGAGGAUUUCACAUUUUACGGCUUGAAUAUCAGUGAUCUACAGAACAUGUCGCUGCACUUCGUUAUACUCAGCUUCGAUCGUUAUUCGCGUGAUGAUGUCAUUGGCGAGGUAGUUUGCCCAUUAUCAUCCAUUGAAAUCGGUGACAUCUCCAAGGAGGCACUUUCUAUUAGCAAGGAAAUACAGCCACGUAGUUUAAAGAUUCGUGCUCAAGGACGUGGCGAGUUGUUGAUUUCACUGUGCUGGCAACCAGCUGCCGGUCGUUUAACUGUUGUCCUAUUGAAGGCCCGCAAUUUGCCCCGCAUGGACGUGACCGGUUUAGCCGAUCCAUACGUUAAGAUCUAUUUGUUGUAUAAUGGCCAACGUAUUGCAAAGAAGAAGACUCACGUCAAGAAGCGCACACUGAGUCCAGUGUUUAAUGAAAGUUUCGCGUUCGACAUACCCGCUGCAGAGGGUAUCGGCGCCACACUCGACGGUGUUUCACUGGAGUUGAUGCUUUUGGACUGGGAUCGGGUUACCAAGAAUGAGGUAAUUGGUCGUUUGGAGCUUGGCGGUCCCAACUCUGGUGGCACAGCGCUGAACCACUGGAAUGAAGUGUGUAAUUCACCACGAAGACAAAUUGCCGAAUGGCACAAGCUCAACGAGUAAGAUAACAACCACAACUUACAGUAAAACAAUGGAAAGUGUAGGAAAAAUAGACGAAAACUAUUUUCGGGUAGAAAUGUAUUUCUGCUGUGGGCACAGAUUUUGUACUGAAAAUAUACAAGCUGCUAAAUUAUGUUAAAGUAAUGCAAAACCACUUACGCAUACAUACAUAUGUGUAAACAUACCACACACAAUACAGAUGUAAGCAAAUAUAUGCUAAACGCGUACAAAAGAGUUUGAACCAAUUGAAAUUCAUAAUUCCAAUUACUAAUGAAAGCGCAAGUUUGCAAAACUUAUAAGUCAGCUUUCGAUUAUAAAACUGCAAUAGCAUGCUCACCUAUAACUGUAAUAUAAGCAUAAAACCUGUACGUAUUAGCAACGCAGUUCGAAACAUGGACAGAUCACAGAAACACACACACACAAUCAAAUGUUGAAUUUAUAAAAAAAAACAUACACAUACAUAUGUACUUUUAAAAGAAUUUGAUGAAGUGAAACGCAAUUAAAGUAGAAGUGUGUGGUUUUGUUAGCAAAGGAUUUCAAUUAGUAGACAAAUUUUAUGUAAUUUUACGGUAAUAUUUAGAUGGAAGGCAUUCUUUUAGAUAACUGCGUGUUUUUGCUAUUUUUAAAAAACCUUUAUUUCCGCGCUUUGGCGUUUAAUUUUCAUACAAUAAUGUGAUUUGUAAGAAAAAAAUUUUCUUUGCCUAAUUUAAAGCCUUUUCAAUGCUCAACAAGUCAGCUUUUCUUUAUAUAAAUUUGAUAUUUUUAUUUGAAUUUUAAGAGUUUCGCAAAGAAAACACCAAAUUAUAUUCAAAAUAUGUAAAAUAUGUUUGUGUAAAAAAUAGUUGUAUGAAUAUUUAGCAGACUGUAAGAAAUUAUUUGUAAAAUAUAAUACUCAAUUAUAUAAAUAUGCAGAACGGAGGCGCGAAAUUGCUACGCAGUUGCGGUAGCAAAACAGUUUUGUGCAUUUUCAACACAUAAAUUUAUUUUUGAAAGACUUAAGUUUACUUAACACAGCGAAAGAAUUCUCAGCUAGCAUUUUAGCAUAUUGGAAAACAGUUUUAUGACUGUCUUGAUAAAACAAGUUACAACAGAUACUUGCUCAUACAAAAUAAGCGUAAUACUGUAAAACAAAUGCAAAAAAAAAAA
Messenger RNA from Bactrocera tryoni, 3728 nucleotides. RefSeq names its product synaptotagmin-4 (gene Syt4). Gene Ontology annotation, biological process: calcium-ion regulated exocytosis; cellular response to calcium ion; regulation of calcium ion-dependent exocytosis. NCBI's taxonomy places the organism in Eukaryota, Metazoa, Arthropoda, Insecta, Diptera, Tephritidae. The coding region runs from base 1089 to 2585 and encodes 498 amino acids. The transcript is spliced from 4 exons. The record is from RefSeq and is a predicted model, not a curated record. Gene Ontology annotation, cellular component: membrane; axon; synapse. Gene Ontology annotation, molecular function: phosphatidylserine binding; calcium-dependent phospholipid binding; clathrin binding.